CGAAAACAUGAAAAAGGUUAAAAAGAGAUAAACCUUUGUAAUAAAUAUUAUUAAAAUGAGAACGUGUUCAGUGUUUUUAGCCUUAAUAUGUCUAUUUCUAGUCAUCUACUUUACGGAAAGUAUUCAUAGAAAUUUAAAAUACUACGAAACGCUUGAUAUUUCCAAACUGGAACAUAAAAUAGUGAAAAGAGGAACUCAGCAUAGUAAUCACCCGUACAAUAAAAUAAGUGAACUUGAAUUUUAUACUCAUGGAAGGCAUUUUCGAUUGAUUUUAACACCUCGAAGGGAAGUUAUUCAUUCUAAUUUUAAGGCAUAUGAAGUCGAUGGUGACGGUCAAGAAAAAAGUGUUCAUUUAGGACCACAAGAAAGCUGGAAAACAGGCUUGGGAUUAAAGCAUUUACCGCCAAAGGAAGAUGGUUACGUGUACUUUAACGGACAUCAUCUACGGGUACCCCCUGGUGGAAACAUUUAUCGAAUGCAAAAUAGAGCUUAUAUUCCUGACGGUAAUUAG
Belonocnema kinseyi is the source of this 511-nucleotide messenger RNA. RefSeq names its product ADAM 17-like protease. The transcript has 4 exons. The record is from RefSeq and is a predicted model, not a curated record. The coding region runs from base 56 to 511 and encodes 151 amino acids. NCBI's taxonomy places the organism in Eukaryota, Metazoa, Arthropoda, Insecta, Hymenoptera, Cynipidae.